Messenger RNA from Labeo rohita (rohu), 5556 nucleotides. RefSeq names its product ankyrin repeat domain 13B (gene ankrd13b). Gene Ontology annotation, cellular component: cytoplasm. NCBI's taxonomy places the organism in Eukaryota, Metazoa, Chordata, Actinopteri, Cypriniformes, Cyprinidae. The transcript has 15 exons. The record is from RefSeq and is a predicted model, not a curated record. Gene Ontology annotation, molecular function: protein binding. The coding region runs from base 371 to 2269 and encodes 632 amino acids.
UAGGUGUGAUUCGCUUUCAUCGGCGAAACGAGAGCCCUGCCUCAGCCUCCGCGAGCGAGUGUGCGUGCGCGCGCGUUUGAGCGUGUGAGGAGUGAGGAGAGAGGAGAGGGAGAAGAGACUAGGAGGAGUGGAGAACAGAACGGAGAGCAUACAUGCACACAGCUUUAAAUUGCCUUUCAACACAGACACACUGAAUGCCAAGCUACUAUGCAAAAGGCGAUGCUGGAUACGAAAAGGGAGAGAAAUGCCCUUACCGGUCGUUUCAGCAAUAAUAAUAAUAUAGCAAGCGCUCUUUAUAAAAGUAACUGAUACCGCACAAAAGCAGGGAAACGGAACGGGGGAGAGAGCAGCGGCGAACUAUGCACUGAGGAUGAUUUCUGCCAGAAAAACUCCGGAGAAGAGUCGCUACCACCUGCAUUAUCUGGUGUGGCAUAACAAACACCGGCAGCUGGAGAAAGAGCUUUCAGCGCGGGAGCAGGUUGAUUUAGAAGUGUUGGACCCACGGGGUCGGACUCCUUUGCACCUGGCCGUGACGCUGGGCCAUUUAGACUGCGCCCGUCUGUUAGUCCAGCAUGGAGCCGAUGUCAGCAAAGAAAACAGAAAUGGCUGGACAGUGUUGCAGGAGGCCAUCAGCACACGAAUCCCAGAGAUGGUGCGGCUGGUGCUGCGUUACCGUGACUACCAGCGCACCACUAAGCGACUGGCAGGGAUCCCGCGCCUGCUGGACAGACUCCGACAGGCGCAGGACUUUUACGUGGAGAUGAAAUGGGAGUUUACAAGUUGGGUUCCGCUCGUGUCUCGUAUUUGUCCGAGUGACACAUAUCGGGUAUGGAAGAGUGGUCAGUGUUUGCGGGUGGAUACGACGCUCAUGGGAUUUGAGCAAAUGACCUGGCAGCGAGGCAAUCGCAGCUUCAUAUUUAAGGGUCAAGACUCCAGCGCCAUGGUAAUGGAAGUGGAUCAUGACAGACAGCUGGUGUUUUGCGAGACGCUGCCGUGCCCCUCUUCCUCUCCCACCUCGCCCCCCACCAGGCCGUGCACAACCGCUUUGAGCCUUCUGGGGGCGCUGCAGCCCAGCGACGAACAGGUGGCGGCCCGUCUAUCCGCUCCCGUGGUGGCAACACAGCUAGACACCAGGAACAUCUCCUUUGAGAGGAAUAAAACGGGCAUUCUUGGCUGGCGUAGUGAGAAAACGGAGGUGGUGAAUGGGUAUGAAGCAAAGGUUUACUGUGCUUCUAACGUUGAACUGAUCACGCGAACACGUACCGACCAUCUCACCGAUCAGCACAAAACAAAACCCAAAGGCGGCAAGACUCCUCUGCAGUCCUUCCUGGGUAUCGCUGAACAGCACAUUGGGCCCAACAACGGACACACUAUGGUGACUCAGAUAUCAUGCCCUGCAACAAACCCUUUGGCCUUGACGGCAGAGGAGUACUUUAAUCCCAACAUGAGUCAGAGAGACAUCGGCCAGCCCUGUCACCUCACCACCAAAACACAAAGGUUCAAAGCCAAGCUGUGGUUGUGUGAAUCACACCCUUUAUCUCUAUCGGAGCAGGUGGCUCCUAUCAUCGACCUCAUGGCAAUCUCCAACGCACUGUUCGCCAAGCUUAGGGACUUCAUCAACUUGCGCUUGCCUCCCGGCUUCCCCGUAAAAAUAGAAAUUCCCAUCUACCACAUCCUGAAUGCUCGUAUCACCUUUGGGAACUUGAAUGGUUGUGAAGAAGGUGGUUUGCCCAGGGUGGAUGCUGAAGGGGACGGACAGAAGGACAGUCCCAGAACGGAGACGCCAUCUCCAGGCAGCGACUCUUCCAGCGUGUCCAGCUCCAGCUCCACAAACUCGUGUCGUGGAGGAGAGAUCCCACCUUGUGUGUUCGAGGCUCCGCGAGGCUACAGCAUUUUAGGAGGAAACCAGAGGGAGAACAUUAGGGAAGAGGAAGAUGAUCUGCUACAGUACGCCAUCCAGCAGAGCCUGAUAGAGGCUGGAUCAGAAUAUGACCAGGUGACGAUCUGGGAGGCUUUGACCAACAGUAAGCCAGGAACACAUUCUCUGUCCUGUGACCCCAGCCGGCACGAAAGAACCCCACAGCACAAACCCAGCCCUGUGGAGAGCCCUCGCAGCACACCAACCAAUAAGCCACCGCGCAGCUACGACGAGCAACUGCGUCUAGCCAUGGCGCUGUCCGCCCGCGAACAGGAAGAGGCGGAGCUACGUCAAAGACGAGAGGAAGAAGAACUGCAGCGUAUCAUUCAGCUGUCACUCAUGGAGAAGUGACAGGGAUAGUGGAAACCGAGGGGUGGGAGAGCAUGUCUAGCGAUCGGGAACCAAGUUCGAUUGGCCGAUCCCAAACGCCCGCCCUCUCCUUCCAAAGAACUGGAUCAAAUGGGCCGCUCUCAAAUGAGUCGUUCAGAAUCACAGAGGAAUCUCUGUCGUCACUGCAAGUUUACAAACACAAACUACUAAACUCAUGGCAAUCCACUGACUGACCAGCACCGGUCUGGUCUCCUAAUGUGUGAAUGUGGAUUUAUGACUGAGACGGUGCACGCUUGGCCUCAUUUCUGAAAGCCAUCAUCCGAGCACUUGCCCAGAGUCCUCACAGACAUAAGCUUAAGUUCCGAAAGGGAUUCUCGUCACUUUUUUUAGUUUUAAGUUAUGAACGUAGAGAACAUUAGUUUUGGCUGUUAACACACAUCAGAUUCACUGCACUUGGAUUGAGGAGCCAUGAUGUCUCCUAAUAGAAUGUGCAAGGGUGCUUACACACAAGAUUUAAUGCUACAGCUCCAUCAGUCAUGUUGGGGAUGCUGCAUUCACAAAAACAGACUUUGAGACUUUUGACUUUUUUGUCUUUGAGGACAUCAGACGGGAAGGUCUUCAAAAAAUUUAUAUUAAUGUAUUCCCGUUUGAUUUCAAACUAAAGACCUGUUCGCACUAGCGUGAAAGUUCAGCAUGAAAAUUCAUCUGUUCAGACCAAUGCAAAAAAGAUAGGUUAAAUAAUGCAGAAUCUCAGUUGGCCUUUAGGGCUGGGUACAAAUAAAUUGUGAUUUCUUGAUUUCAAUCAAUCCUCAUUUUUACAAAAUUAUAUUUAUUCUUAAAUCCUAAGAAUCGAUUAGCAUCGCCUGUUUUCUUUUAAUUAACGGAAUAUUGUAGUGCAUCUUCCAUCCAAUAAAUCGCAAUAAGCUUUGUGCUUUGUUACUUUUGAUAUGAAACAAAUUCUCAGAUUUCAAAUUCUGUUCAUUUUAUUGUAACAUACAGACAAUAAAUACCAUUUUGGCACUGUUUAAUGUUGAGUGACAGAUCGCUGUUGCACCUCAGUUCAAGGGAAGCGGCAUCUCCUCAACUUUAACCAGUUACAGCAUGAAAUAAACAUGAAUAAGCAUUCAAAGGUAUGUUAAAAGAAAGAGAAACUCACCGAAAUCUGUAUGCUGUCUCAUUUAAUCAUUCAGUGUUUCAAAAGACGUCAGUACAAUAGCUUGUGAACAAUACAUGACAACAUCACAGUUACCUCAGAAAAAAAACAAAAAACAUAUUCGGUGACCGUAAUCUUGUUAGUCAGCUAUAAAAAAUGAAAUCUAGAGAGAAGCAUUUUGCUCUGGAAGUCUAUGGCAGCCCAUAAAACCGCUUGUGGAAAAGUUAUAUAAUUUGGCACACUGAUAGAGGACAGUCUCAACAUAAAAAAAAUGCUGAGUCAAAUGGAUACCAAAAUGUAAUAAUCAUAAGUGUCAUGUUUUUUUUCUAUUUUUAAUAGUUCGAAAACCCUAUUUUUUUUUAAAUUCGUCCUAGACGCUUUGUCUGAUUUUCACCAAAAUUGGCCCAGAUUAUCUUUCAAGUUGAUUAGUCAAACUAUUUUCGAAUAACGUGUAAUGAAUUCGACAAAGAACACGCAAAAAUGGAUGUGAGACAAUAUUACUGCAAGGGUUCAACUUAUUAAGACCAAACUUUGUGUGUGUUAUAACAACCAUGUUCUGAGGCUACCUGCACAGUUUUGGCACAGCACCACCUAGUGGUCAGGACAUAUGAAAAAUGCUUAUUUUUGCUUAUAGCUUCUGAAUGGUUUGGCCAAAAAUUACUGACUAGACUUUUUAGAUUCAGUGCAGAUUCCUAGUCGAACCAUACCCGAUUUUCCCAUGUCCGCCAUUUUGGGUAAAGGACAUAAAACGUUAUAUUUUAGGAAUGCAUUCGACACGACAAGUUUAAAAAAAACUUUAAAUAACAUUUGAUUAAACUGGUCUGUUGUAAUGAGACUGGUCUCGAUAGAUUCCUUUGAUCAUGUAGAGAACAUUGAUACCAAUUAUGCCCAAAUUUGCUGAACUUCUUGUCCGCCAAAACUACUUUUUUGAACUCCACUUAGACCGUUGUCUGAUUUUCACCAAAUUUGACUCGGAACAUCUUCAAACCAUGCUGGCAAAAAGUUAUGGAUUUUGUGUUGAUCAGUGCAUCAACAAAUUGGCUGGUAUAAUGCUAAACUGUGUCUGAGGCUGUAUUUCUCCAAAGCUUUGACAUAUUGACACCAAACUUUGCGUGUUCCAUUAACAGUGCUACCUAUUGGUCAAAAGUAAUAAACCAUUCAUUAACUAUUAAUAAUGCUAAUAAUUUUUGAUUCCUAAUAAUUUUUGAUUGCAUUAGCCUAUUGUAACGAAACUCAAUAUGGUCUUAAUAUGUAAUGGUCUCAAAAUAUUCCUUAGGUCAUGCCAAGAACGUAGAUACCAAUUUUGCCAUAGUCGGUUGAACUUUCUGUCCACAAUUUUGAUUUGUUGAAAACCUACUUCUUUUUUUUUUAACUCUUCCUACACUAUUCGUCCAGUUUUCACAAAAAUCGAGUCAGAUCAUCUUCACACUGUGCUGACAAAAAAGUUUGGAUUUCGUGUUGAUAGACAAAACUGCUUUUGUACAUCAUCGCAACAAAUUUCUGUCAUGAUGCCAGAUUACGUCUGAGGCUGUAUCUCUGCAAAGCUUUGAGGUAUUGACAUUGAAACUUUGUGUGCCAUUGUCACCCGCAGAACACGCCACAUCGAUUUGAUAAAAAGUGAUAACCCUUUAAAUAAUGUUACUACCUCCGGCUCUCUCUAUUGAAACCAACACGGAAGUGACUUAAACUGCAAUUCAUCGACUGGCCGCUAGAGACUCCCCAUGUUAAAAUGAACUUUACAGCAGAAAAAAAAAAUGUUUACAGCCUGGUACAAAAAGUGGUUUUGGUCUAUAUAGCUAAUUUUGCCCUUCAUGUCAACUGUGAGGGGGGUGAAUUUUUUUUCUCAUCCGUUUAAAUUAUAUUAAGCCAUAAAGUUCUGCAUAAUUUAGGGCGUGGUCACCUGAGUGACACCACCGCCACGCUAUAUGGGCGUGGUUUCAGCAACCAGCUCCAUCCACGUCCCGCCUCUUUGCCCAUUUUCGAUUAUCCGGGAGUGACGUGCAGUGACGUGAUUCCAAGAUAGCGACGGCUGACUCCCGCCCACUAAGAGCUUCAAAAAUGCUCUUCAGAAACCUACUGGUGACGUCACAGACACUACGUCCAUAUUUUUUACAGUCUUUGGUUACUACAGGUUUUAUUUAUGAUUUUUUAGUCC